UUUUCUUCCGGGUCGAAGAGGCGGGACUUCACUCCCGGAAGUGGCCCACGUGCUUCCGCUUUAGUUCCCCGGAGCACUAGGAGGCCGGAGCAGAGCCUCUUCACGGGCUGCGCUGAGAUGGAUCCGCUCAGGGCUCAACAGCUGGCUGCGGAACUGGAGGUGGAGAUGAUGGCUGACAUGUACAACAGAAUGACCAGCGCCUGCCACCGGAAAUGCGUGCCUCCCCACUACAAGGAAGCGGAGCUGUCCAAGGGCGAGUCUGUGUGCCUGGACCGAUGUGUCUCCAAGUACCUGGACAUCCACGAGCGAAUGGGCAAGAAGCUGACGGAGCUGUCCAUGCAGGACGAGGAGCUCAUGAAGAGGGUACAGCAGAGCUCAGGGCCUGCAUAAGGCCCCGGCGGCACACACCCAGGGUGCACCCUGCCCCUGCCCCUGCAUCGCAAAAAAGUGCUCCCUCCUGGGUGUCUCUGUGAAGACCACUGGGCCUGUGCCCUCUGGAGAGUGUCCAGGGGCCCGGGGUGUGGCAGAGCUCUCUCCUGGCUGAAGAAGGAGUAUCUGUCACACUGGGAUGUGACUGUGAUCGCGUGUGUAUAUGUAUAUGUGUGUGUGUAUGUAUAUAUAUAAACAAGGUGUCAACACUA
This is a messenger RNA of Lepus europaeus (European hare), 641 nucleotides long. It is a transcript of the gene TIMM10, whose product is annotated as translocase of inner mitochondrial membrane 10. Gene Ontology annotation, biological process: protein insertion into mitochondrial inner membrane. Bases 118 to 390 code for a protein of 90 amino acids. Gene Ontology annotation, cellular component: mitochondrial inner membrane. NCBI's taxonomy places the organism in Eukaryota, Metazoa, Chordata, Mammalia, Lagomorpha, Leporidae. The transcript is spliced from 3 exons. The record is from RefSeq and is a predicted model, not a curated record.